CUGAUAAGCUACUACAUGAAAACAUCCGUGCUACGUCUACAUUUUCCUGCGCUGUCAAAUGUCAGCUUACUUGGGCUGUCUGCGUUUUGCCAGUAGAAUAAACGUGAGUCUGAAAGCUCAUAGUUAAUGAUUAGGUUGUGAGUUAUCUUGGCCCAAGAAAAUCACGCUGGAACCACAGCUUUUCUGAACGUACUGUACUGUCGACGUUGCAGGCACCGUGUUAUCUAUAUUGUGAGGAGGACAGGGACAGUAUCCAAUGGGCCAGGCUGUCCUCCAGCUAUGCUGCUGUAGUUGGCCCUCCUUCCCUUUGGCAUCACUCCUACAUGACUGAACCGUGUUUGCCUGUCCUACAGUACAGAUGAACAUGGACAUGCACCAUGAUCACCACAACCACGGCACCAUGGCUCCUCCCACGGGGACAGACUCCCAUGAGGAUGGAGCAGUACACUGUGCAGGAGGAAUGAUGAUGCAAAUGACCUUCUACUUUGGCUACACAAACGUGGAGCUGCUGUUUGCCGGUCUUGUCAUCAACACACCUGGAGAGAUGGCAGGGGCCUGCAUUGGUUGUUUCCUGCUGGCUGUGCUCUACGAGGGGCUGAAGAUCGGCAGGGAGUUCCUGUUGAGGAGGAACCAGGUCAACGUGCGCUAUAACUCCAUGCCUGUCCCGGGAGCAGACGGUACCAUGCUCAUGGAGACCCACAAGACUGUAGGCCAGCGGAUGCUGAGUCUGUCCCACUUGCUGCAGACUGUGUUACACAUCAUCCAGGUGAUGGUCAGCUACUUCCUUAUGUUGGUCUUCAUGACCUACAACGCUUACCUGUGUAUCGCCGUGGCAGUGGGGGCCGGGGUGGGAUACUUCUUAUUCAGCUGGAAAAAGGCUGUGGUUGUUGACAUCACCGAACACUGUCACUGACACCCCCACCUGGUCUAUUCAUCCUACCACACAUGUAAAACACACACACACAUACAGGCAUUCUCCUUUCAAUCCCCAUCGUCAUGCAUCCAGUUUGUUUUGUUGCAUGUAUCACAUUUAGACAGUUCACUUUGUCACACUAACGCUUGAUGGUAAAUCUAAAUUAUGACCACGAGCUUUUACAUUUGUGAGUCUGUCCUAUUGGUAGCUCUAGAUGACUACCCGUGUCACCGUAACACGAUGUUGGUAUUCCAAAUUCUUACGCCUCCUGUCUCAAUCUCCACGUCUCUGUCAAAAGAGCUGAACGUUCACUCUUCCCCCAAUCGUGCCAUUCUUAAUCAGUAUUUUUAUUAUUGCACAACAAUCGGUGCACGUUCAUUCUUACAGCAUCGGACCUAGGGUUUUCUGCUCACACAGGGCAUUUGUGACAUUUACAACUACUUUCUCCUUGAAGAACAGUGUGCUGGUACAAGCAGUCAUAUGAAUAGGGCCUACAGUAUCUCCUGACCAGGGAACAAUGCUGGGCCCUAGUUGAAGCAUUCUGAAGCCAAGUCCUCUGCAUUCCAUCUGACAGUCCGGUGGGGGCCAUACAUAAUCAGUGUCUCACAACAGGAGUCAAAAGUCAUACUUGAGAUUGGCUGUAUAACUGAGCCUUAGUAAACCCUUUGCCUUAGAGGAAAACAUGUGACAGCCUAGGCCAACUGUAGACAGGACCCAUAGUCUACUGAUAAGUGCGAGCACCAUUUUAAAGAAGUUUGUCCUUGUACUCGUCACGUGAUUAUAUUAAUUAGAAUAUAAUGCAGCAGAAAGUGACAACCCUUAAAACCCUCAUGAUACACACUGCUAUGCAAUGUUCAAUUUUGGAUAGAUUAAUUUUUUUUAAACUCAGUAUUUACAAAUAACGCUUCACUUAAGCAUAGGCUUGAUCUGACCCAUAAAUGUACAAUAAAAAUUUGCUCUUGCACAUUAAGAAGCCAAUGUAAUUACAAUAUGUACAUGUCAAACACACCUACUGCUAGUAUCACUUCCAAUGAAGAUCAUUUCACAUCUAAAUUCAAGUGUCUGCCUUUCUAAAUCUUUACUACCAUAAAUUGUUGCUGGACAAAUCUUUAAUUUGCUUGUUUCAAGAAACUAAUUCAUGUUGAACAGAUUACUGGGUCUAAUCUGAGCACAUAAGGAGGUCCCUAAAAACCUCAACCUAAAAAGAGUUAACUUUAUCACUUCAUGAAGUGGGAUUCCCCGCUAUAAUUAGGGAGUAACUUUUGGUGUGUUCAUUCAAUAGGCUUAAAGUAGUGCAUGUCAACACAACAUGGACACUAGUGUCCUUAUUGGAGCAAGUGCUCAGGUCCCAAGGACAAGCAGAGAACUGGGAAAGUAGCAGGCUGGAUCCAGUGCUUUCUCAGACUGGCCUAGUAACACAUGAUUUCUGCACUACUUUGUGACCCAUCAGUGUCACACACUACAGACCGUACAUACUUUGACAGAAGGGUGAUUUCUAUGAAGUAGAACCUAAAAGAGAAAAUAUUUCACUUAUAUAGGUAUGUCUUUUUAGUUUCUUAAUGGUGUACCUUUUUUCCAUUUGAGAUAAAUGACUGUAGUACAUUUAUCAGUUGCCUGAGUGACAUUGUGUUGUGCCUGGUUUGGGGAUCAAAUUCCCAGUUGCUAUAACUGGAUUUAACAGCCACGUGUUCUCAUUACAUUACAUUACAAUAAAGCCAGGGACAUUAGUAUAUACUUGAACAUAACCGUUUCUGCUUUACCAUGUGGGAUCAUGUAUAAAGAGGAUAUAUUAUGGUCUACUGUACAAAUGGAGUGAAUUGGCCAAAAACAACAGUGGGAAUCUGACCCCCAAUCCAGCACAGCCUCAGUGUGAACAUGUCUGUAUAGUUUUACAUAUUUAUAGUGCUGUAAUCUUUUUAGAGAAAACAAGUAAUAAAUGGUAUCAUUCAA
This is a messenger RNA of Salmo salar (Atlantic salmon), 2863 nucleotides long. It is a transcript of the gene slc31a1, whose product is annotated as solute carrier family 31 member 1. Lineage: Eukaryota; Metazoa; Chordata; Actinopteri; Salmoniformes; Salmonidae. Gene Ontology annotation, cellular component: membrane. Gene Ontology annotation, molecular function: copper ion transmembrane transporter activity. Gene Ontology annotation, biological process: copper ion transmembrane transport. The record is from RefSeq and is a predicted model, not a curated record.